Messenger RNA from Symbiodinium necroappetens, 690 nucleotides. NCBI's taxonomy places the organism in Eukaryota, Dinophyceae, Suessiales, Symbiodiniaceae. The record is from the annotation of a GenBank genome assembly.
AUGGCUCAGUUCGAGAAGCUCUGUGCUGUUUCGGAUGGGACGAUCGACGAGUGUGUUCAAGCGUUCGUGAACUUGGAAGAGCUCGCCAGGUGGGUUCCGAUGAUAGAGAUACUUUUCGCUCUCGUUCGGAGCACGGCUAAAGCUGGUACUGCAGAUCUGGCGACUGACCUUGGCUUCGGUCUGGCUGAGAUCGCAGUGGCGAUCGAGACUCGAGCCGAAGAUGCCCAGACGUCGCUUAAGGCUCGCGAGCUCGGCGAGGAAGAGAUGAACGCGCUUCGCUCGAUAGUCUAUGAGAGCGGCGGGUUCAGGUCACAGAAUAUCAACGCCAUCCCGUUGACCACGGAGGUGUUGGUGAAGUACGUUCUGGACCUGGCCGAUCGUGGCUGCGGGCCCACUGUGAUUCCCUCGGUUCGGGGAGCCGUGAAGUGGAUCUGCAAGAGGAUCGGCCUGCAGGCACCAGAUCUCCUCGACGCUCGCAUGAUGGCCCUUCAGAAGAGGGUCUACGGCGAGCGCGGAAAGGAGACUCGCGAAGCAGUACCGAUCCCUUUGGUACUGGUGGCUUCGCUCGAACGGUUUGUGUGCGCACGGUUCCGAUCGAGUCAGUUCGUGCUGGCUUUCUUCGCGUGGUGGAUCCUGAUCAUGAUCUACUCUUCGCUGCGGUUCGACGAUGCCAUGCAUGUCGUCCCCGAG